Molecule: messenger RNA, 1289 nt
Organism: Oryzias melastigma (Indian medaka)
Lineage: Eukaryota; Metazoa; Chordata; Actinopteri; Beloniformes; Adrianichthyidae
Gene: mmp25b
Product: matrix metallopeptidase 25b
Biological process (GO): extracellular matrix organization; proteolysis; collagen catabolic process
Cellular component (GO): extracellular matrix
Molecular function (GO): metalloendopeptidase activity; zinc ion binding
Source: RefSeq, a predicted model, not a curated record
AGAAGAAGCUGCACGCACAGCUUUCUGGAAGCAGAGACGGCAGCAUCGAUCAGCCCAGCCUACUCCCGAGAGGCUCCAGAGGAGAGAGACACUGUAGAGCGCUUCACCUGCAGCAGCGCUGAUGGAGAUGGCUCUUUUCAUCGUGGUGGUUCUACACCUAACGGGAGGCAUAUCUGCCCUGCCUGACCAAUACAGCAGAGCCGUGGAUUGGCUUAGCAGGUAUGGCUACCUUCCUCCUCCCGACCCUCGCACCAGCAGGUUACAGACCAAAGACGGGAUUGAAAACGCCAUCCGUGUCAUGCAGAGAUUCGGAGGCCUCCCGGAAACCGGACUUCUCGACAGCAAAACCCUCAAACUCAUGUCCACACCACGAUGCUCCCUUCCUGACAUUGUUGGAGGUGAAGAUAUGAGGAGGAGGAGGAGGAAAAGAUAUGCGCUGUCAGGCCUGAAGUGGCAUAAGUCAGACCUCACAUGGAGUGUCCACAGCUACCCCAACCCCUCACAAGGUCUCAGCAACGGUUUGGUGGAAAACCUGCUCUCUUUUGCCCUGAAAGCGUGGAGCGAUGUCGCCCCUCUCAAUUUCCAACAGCUACGAGGUGACAGCAGGGGCGCCGCAGCCGAAGGGGACAUCAAAAUUUUCUUUUCUCGUUUGCUCCACGAGGAUGGAUACCCCUUUGAUGGAAUGGGGGGCACGCUGGCCCACGCUUUCUUUCCCGGCAUGGACCAAAUGUCCGGUGACACUCACUUCGAUGACGAUGAGAUCUGGAGCUAUGGAGGUGACAGCAGCAGCACAGACUUGUUCACAGUGGCGGUGCACGAGUUUGGCCACGCGCUCGGCCUGUCGCAUUCGUCCUCCGAUCCGUCCAUCAUGAGGCCAUACUACCAGGGCUCUGUGGGGGACGUUUCCGCGUUCAAACUGGACUUGGAUGACAGGCUGGCUAUCCAGCAGCUGUACGGCGUGAGAUCCAGCGGACGACCUGAUGGCAAAGAUCCCAGCCUCCCCCGUCUGCCCACCCCGCCUACCCCGAGAGCAACGCUGCGACCCACACAGCAUUCGGAUCCUUCCCUCCAGGAGCGAUGUCAAGGAGGCUUUGAUGCCAUCGCAAACAUCAGGGGAGAGGUCUUCUUCUUUAAAGGCUCUCAAUUCUGGAGAACUAAGCGAGAUGGGUCUUUAGUGUCUCUGAAGCCGGCGCAGAUUAAAAACUUCUGGAUCGGCCUUCCUCCAGAGAUGAAGAAGAUCGAUGCAGUUUAUGAGCGAAGGAGCGACAGCAGAAUCAUCUUCUUCAUCG